AUGAAAAACGGAACCCUUUAUAUCUUUCUGUUAAAAGGGACGUACGCAUAUACGGCCGAUAGAAAUUGGGAAAACGAUGUGGAGGUAAAAAGAUCUGGUUGUAACCCGAACAUUACGCGUGACAUUGCUUAUCAACUUAUCAAUGGAGAAACAGGGAGAAAUUUCAACGUCAUAUUAGGAGGUGGAAGGAAGAUGUUUCUGCCAAGGGGACAAUUUGACGAACAGGGCCAGGAAGGGAGUAGAUUCGACGGGCUUAAUCUGAUAGAAAAAUGGAAACAAUUCAAAUCGAAGACUGGCAAAUCCGAGUACGUUUGGAACAGGAACCAACUCGUCAAGUUAGGCGAAGUGCAAAAUUUACUGGGGCUUUUUACUGACAGUCACAUGAGUUUCGAUUUGGAUCGCGAUCCAAAUGUAGAACCGAGUCUGACAGAAAUGACUCAAGCAGCUAUAAGCGUCUUGUCAAAAAAUGAUAACGGAUACUUUUUGUUUGUGGAAGGUGGAAUGAUAGAUCAAGCCCAUCAUCUGACUUACGCCCAAAAAGCUCUGGGAGACACCUUGGCUUUUGCUGACGCAGUACAGAGGGCAGUUGACAUAACAGGAAGCACCUUAGCCAAUGCGUUGUUGAAAUAUAGUGUUUCCCUGCGUGAUACCACCAGAGCCGGACUGAUCCUUGAAUGUACUUUAAAUGUGAUUUCCUCGUCGAACUACUUAAAAAAGUUGGACAAUUCGAUAGAAGAAGUGAAUCCACCAACACAACGCUUUAUGGCUAAGAAGCUCGAAGUCAGCCGUGUACAUAGGGGAGAUUUUGGGGGUUUAAACACCCUGCCCCGCUUUGUAAAUAUCCUCAGCACGAUUUUACCAGCGGCUUUGGUCGCGUUGAUGUCCUAA
This is a messenger RNA of Agrilus planipennis (emerald ash borer), 888 nucleotides long. Its product is annotated as membrane-bound alkaline phosphatase-like. NCBI's taxonomy places the organism in Eukaryota, Metazoa, Arthropoda, Insecta, Coleoptera, Buprestidae. The transcript has 6 exons. Gene Ontology annotation, biological process: dephosphorylation. The coding region runs from base 1 to 888 and encodes 295 amino acids. The record is from RefSeq and is a predicted model, not a curated record. Gene Ontology annotation, molecular function: alkaline phosphatase activity.